AUGAAUCAGCAGGCUUAUGCGGUUCUCAUUGUUUCUGGUGUCUGUAUAACGGCGAUAAGCUCGUCGUUGGUGGCCAUCUUCUACGACCCCUUGAGCUCCGACCACGUCAUGGGCUGUCGAACGGUGCAGCACCUCAUGCCGCAGGCGGAGCUUCGCCUGGUGGCGCCGGUGCUCAACGAGGAGCCCGUCCCGCACAUUCUCAACCUCCUGGAGGCGUCCUCCGCCGACGAGCAGACCCCCAUCUGCGUCUACGUCCUCCACCUCGUGGAGCUCAUGGGCCGGGCCACCUCCACCAUCAUCGCUCACAAGAACCGCAAGGGGCAGCUGGACGCGCACCAGAUGGACCGCCUCCACAACGUCUUCAUCAACUACGAGCAGACGAAGAAGGGGAUCGUCGCCGUCCAGCCGUUCACCGCGGUCUCCCCCUACAAGAGCAUGCAGCACGACAUCUGCUCGCUCUCCGUGGAAAAGAACGUUCACUUCGUUGUUGUCCCGUAUCCGAGGAAGGAGUUGGGGGCCAAUGCGGAACUCUAUCAAGCCACUCGCAGCAUCAUCUCCAAUGUCCUCACUCAGGCUCCCUGCUCCGUCGGCAUCCUCGUCCACCACGCCCUCGCCGGCUUCGGGCAAAUCGUGCCGGGGCAGUUCCAGUACCACGUCAAGAUCCUGUUCUGGGGCGGCGCCGACGACCGGGAAGCUCUGUCGUGCGGCGCGCGCAUGGCACUGCACGCCGGCGUCAGCGUCGACGUCACCCGGGUCCUCCCGCCGACGGAGCGCAACAGAGACAAGGACGUCAUCUGCGACGAGGAGCUCCUCCGGGAGUUCCAGAUCAACAACGCCGACAAUGAGCGGGUGGCGAUCGAGGAGGUGGUGGUGAGCAACGUGGAAGAGACCAUCGGCCUCAUCAAGUCCAUCGAUAAGGCGUACGACCUCGUGCUGGUGGGGCGGCGGCAGGGGUCUAGUUCGUGGUUGGGUGAAGUAAUGGACGAGUGGAUCGAGUCGCCGGAGCUGGGGAUGGUGGGGGAUAUGUUAGCUUCCUCGGAAUUCACCGAUUCCUGCUUCUCCGUUCUUGUAGUCCAACAAUAUGUUUGACGGAAAACAAGC
Musa acuminata AAA Group (dessert banana) is the source of this 1101-nucleotide messenger RNA. Its product is annotated as cation/H(+) antiporter 15-like. The transcript has 2 exons. Bases 1 to 1089 code for a protein of 362 amino acids. Lineage: Eukaryota; Viridiplantae; Streptophyta; Magnoliopsida; Zingiberales; Musaceae. Gene Ontology annotation, cellular component: endomembrane system. The record is from RefSeq and is a predicted model, not a curated record. Gene Ontology annotation, biological process: regulation of pH.